This is a messenger RNA of Ophidiomyces ophidiicola, 2424 nucleotides long. It is a transcript of the gene PRP28, whose product is annotated as mRNA splicing protein prp28. The record is from RefSeq and is a predicted model, not a curated record. The transcript has 3 exons. NCBI's taxonomy places the organism in Eukaryota, Fungi, Ascomycota, Eurotiomycetes, Onygenales, Onygenaceae. Gene Ontology annotation, molecular function: ATP binding; RNA binding; RNA helicase activity. Gene Ontology annotation, biological process: mRNA splicing, via spliceosome. Gene Ontology annotation, cellular component: catalytic step 2 spliceosome. The coding region runs from base 1 to 2424 and encodes 807 amino acids.
AUGGAUGACGCUCUGCUAGAUGGCAAUUCUUCUCUAAAUCCACCUCCAGCACCCACUGAGCGUCCUCCAACCCCUCCGCCACCGCCUAUUGACGAUUCCGUUCUCCCUCCGCCGCCACCUCUAGAUCCUCUUGCGCCACCUCCACCACCGGAAGAUGUUCCUCCACCGCCGCCAGUUGAGCAGGUGAAGAAGAAGAAAGUAGGAUGGGGAAGCGGGAAGCCGAGUACUCCUUUAAGUGUGGAGGAGCUGUUAAGGAAGAAGAAGGAAGCAGAUUAUGCAGCUUCGAGGCCCAAAUUUCUUAGCAAAACUCAGAGGGAGAAGAUUGCUUUGGAGAAACGAGCGAAGCAGAUUGAGAAUGAAAAACGGAUGAAGGCUGUUAACACGAAUGGGGUCGUUUUUCCAAAAUCGAUUGGUACCCCCCGAGACUCGAAUGGCAUUUUGUCAUCACGGCGAUCUGAUGAAAACGCUGGAAAUGCGAAAUUUACGGUUCCCACUGCGCCGCGCGCACUUAGACGUGAUAUACCUACUGGCCCAGCCGCUAUGCGUACUUCGCAAUCAAGAAAUGUCGACUCGCGUGCGGGGAACAAACCAUCGUCAGAAUCAGCUGCCACCAGUGAGAAGAGGGUAGCUCCGGAAGAAGCUCAAGCUUUGCUUAUUAGGCAACGAUAUAUGGGCGCAGAUCAGACUUCGAAUUUCUCUGCUAAGAAAAAAAGAAGACGUACAACGGAGCGGAAGUUCAACUUUGAAUGGAAUGCGGAGGAGGACACUAGUCCUGACUAUAAUCCGCUGUAUCAAACCCGGUCUGAAGUGAACUUCUUUGGUCGUGGCCGCCUUGCUGGGUUUUCAGAUGACGUUGUCGACGGCGCCGCGAAACGGUACGCGAGAGCACUUGAAGAUAGAGAUCUAGAAGCUGGUCGCGCGAGAGCGCGAGAGAUCCUCGAAAUGGAGAGACGAAGGAAAGAGGAAGGCGGCCGAAAUGCCCUGGAUUUACAUUGGAGUCAAAAGAAGCUGGAACAGAUGCGAGAAAGGGAUUGGAGAAUUUUCAAAGAAGAUUUCAAUAUCAGCACAAAAGGUGGCAGUAUACCAAAUCCUAUGCGAUCGUGGGGAGAAUCCGGAUUACCGAAAAGGUUGCUUGAGAUUAUCGACAAGGUUGGGUACAAAGACCCUUCUCCCAUCCAGAGAGCCGCUAUCCCAAUUGCAUUACAAAAUCGAGAUCUUAUUGGAGUUGCUGUCACUGGUUCCGGUAAAACUGCCGCUUUUCUACUUCCCCUUCUUGUCUACAUUGCUGAACUACCUCGCCUCGACGAGUUUGAGUGGAGGAAAAGCGACGGGCCUUAUGCUAUUAUCUUAGCGCCCACUCGUGAAUUGGCGCAGCAAAUUGAAAACGAAGCCAAAAAGUUCUGUGGCUCCUUGGGAUUCAAUGUCGUUAGUAUUGUUGGAGGCCAUUCGUUAGAGGAACAAUCAUUCAGCCUUCGAAAUGGUGCCGAGAUUAUUAUUGCCACUCCUGGUCGUCUAGUGGACUGUAUCGAACGACGUAUUCUUGUUCUCAGCCAGUGUUGCUACGUGAUCAUGGACGAAGCCGACCGCAUGAUUGAUCUUGGUUUUGAAGAGCCUGUGAACAAGAUUCUCGAUGCUCUUCCAGUUUCGAAUGAAAAGCCAGAUACGGAUGAAGCAGAAGAUCCACGUGCAAUGAGCCAGCAUAUUGGAGGUAAAGACCGUUAUAGACAAACUAUGAUGUACACGGCCACCAUGCCCUCGGCGGUUGAACGUAUUGCCAGGAAGUACCUUCGGCGGCCAGCAAUAGUUACUAUUGGCAAUGUUGGUGAAGCCGUCGAUACCGUUGAGCAGCGUGUUGAGUUUGUUUCCGGUGAGGAUAAGAAGAAGAAACGCCUCGCAGAUAUUCUUGCCUCCGGCGAAUUCCAACCUCCAAUUAUUGUUUUCGUUAAUAUAAAGAGGAACUGUGAUGCCGUUGCAAGGGAUAUUAAACAGAUGGGGUUUUCUGCAGUUACUCUGCAUGGUAGCAAAACCCAAGAGCAGCGAGAGGCAGCGCUGGCGUCCGUGCGCAAUGGAAAUACAGACGUUCUUGUUGCCACGGAUCUUGCAGGACGUGGUAUCGAUGUUCCGGACGUUAGUUUGGUUGUCAACUUCAACAUGGCAACUAAUAUUGAGAGCUAUACGCAUCGUAUUGGCCGGACAGGUCGUGCAGGCAAAAGUGGUAUCGCCAUUACUUUCCUUGGGAACGAAGAUUCUGAUGUCAUGUAUGAUCUCAAGCAAAUGCUUAUGAAGUCUUCGAUAUCUCGCGUCCCUGAGGAACUACGCAAGCACGAAGCUGCCCAAUCCAAGCCAAGUAAAGCUGGUGGUGGCCAGAAGAAGCUUGAAGAUAGUGGUGCGUUUGGAGGUAAGAGUGGAGGUGGAGGAUGGUAG